AUGACCAAGCACAAUAGCAGAGCCACAAUUGGGUUCCUCUUACGCUCCUUCACCUACUGCCCAAGCAACCCAUCUCUUCUUCCUUCUGCAACUUCAUCUUCUCGUUUUACUUCGGCUUUUGAUGAAAAACACAAGCUUUUACAGCGCGAUAUCGUUCAUGGGGAUCAUCAAGUUUUAUCCUUUUUCAACCCUUUUAGAUAUUUCGUGGAAACCAAACAAUGGGGUGUUGGAAUUCAGCGCAAAUGUUAUGGUUCAGUGGCGGGGUUGGUUCAAAGGAACCCCAGAUUCUCAAAGUUGAAUGAUGAUGAUGUUAGAUACUUCGAGGGUAUAUUGGGUGACAAAAAUGUUGUGCAGGACGAGGACAAACUUGUCACUUCAAACACUGAUUGGAUGCAUAAAUACAAUGGCUCCAGCAAGCUCCUCCUACAGCCUAGGACCACUGAACAGGUUUCUCAGAUUCUUAAAUAUUGUAACUCCAGAUGCUUGGCUGUUGUUCCCCAAGGUGGAAACACUGGCCUUGUAGGAGGAAGUGUGCCUGUCUUUGAUGAAGUCAUUAUCAGUCUUAGUUCUAUGAAUAAGAUCAUAUCUUUCGACAAGGUUAGUGGAGUAUUGGUAUGUGAAGCUGGGUGCAUAUUGGAAAGUAUAAUGUCAUUCCUGGACAAUGAAGGAUUUGUUAUGCCACUAGACUUAGGUGCAAAAGGGAGUUGCCAGAUUGGUGGAAAUGUUUCAACUAAUGCUGGUGGUUUGCGUCUUGUUCGUUAUGGAUCCCUUCAUGGAAAUAUACUUGGCAUUGAAGCUGUUCUAGCAAAUGGUACUGUGCUUGACAUGCUUAAGACAGUGCGCAAAGAUAAUACUGGCUAUGAUUUGAAACAUCUAUUUAUAGGGAGUGAAGGUUCCUUGGGAAUUGUUACUAAAGUUUCAAUACUUACCCCACCAAAGUUAUCUUCAGUAAAUGUUGCUUUUCUUGCUUGCAAAGAUUAUAGCAGCUGUCAGAAACUGCUACAGGAAGCAAAAAGAAAACUUGGGGAGAUUCUAUCUGCAUUUGAAUUUCUGGAUGGCCAGUCUAUGAAUUUGGUUUUAAAUCACCUAGAAGGUGCUCGAAAUCCAAUACCUACGUCGCCGCAUAACUUUUAUGUUCUGAUUGAGACAACAGGCAGUGAUGACACUUCUGACAAACAAAAGCUUGAAGCAUUUCUACUUGGCUCCAUGGAGAAUGACUUGAUAUCUGAUGGUGUUCUUGCACAAGACAUAAACCAAGCAUCAUCCUUUUGGCUUCUCCGUGAGGGUAUACCAGAGGCAUUGAUGAGAGCAGGAGCUGUUUACAAGUAUGAUUUAUCCAUACCUCUUGAACACAUGUACAAUCUUGUUGAAGAAAUGCGCUCUAAACUAGGUAAUACAGCUAAUGUAAUUGGAUAUGGUCACCUUGGAGAUGGUAAUUUGCAUUUGAACGUUUCUACUCCUCAUUAUGAUGACGACAAGAUUCUGUCCCAAAUUGAACCUUUUGUAUAUGAGUGGACAUCUAAGCACCUAGGGAGUAUUAGUGCUGAGCAUGGUUUAGGACUAAUGAAAGCCAACAAAAUUUUCUACAGCAAGUCACGUGAAACUGUGCAACUGAUGGCAUCAAUCAAGAAUUUGAUGGACCCCAAUCACAUACUCAACCCAUAUAAAGUUCUUCCUCACUCUCUCACUUCAUAA
Messenger RNA from Sphenostylis stenocarpa, 1695 nucleotides. NCBI's taxonomy places the organism in Eukaryota, Viridiplantae, Streptophyta, Magnoliopsida, Fabales, Fabaceae. The record is from the annotation of a GenBank genome assembly.